CAACUGGCAUCCUUCAACUUCAAGUUCUAGUCAAGUCAAGCAAGUCGGAAAACUAGCCUUUUCAAGAUGGCGGCUCCAGGAAAGAAAGGAAAAGUAAAAUGGAAAGCUGCCUACAUACCAAUAGAAACUGUAAAAACAGCUUCCGGAUCCGGUGAAAUUAAUUUGAAACUUAAUGACUAUGACGACUAUGGCGGCCGCCGCACGGACGAUGUGGUCCUGCCGAAGGCGCCGCGAGCGUCCCGUGCCGCCGAGGAGGACGCCAAGGUGCCGACGACGGGGCCGUUCUACGCCUACAUCUCCAACCUGGCCUACGAGCUCAACGAGGACGAGUUGACCGACUACUUUCGCAGUCUCAACGUGAACGUCAAGUCGGUCAACCUGCCCAAGAACGACCAGUCGUUCAAGUCGCGCGGCUUCGCUCACGCCGAGUUUGAGGAUCGCGACAGUCUGCUGACCGUGCUGCAUUGCGCGCAUUCCGACCUGAAAGGGAGGAGAAUGCGCGUGGAGUUGGCACAAAACGACGCCCGAGGCGGGGGCAUGCGCAGUGGAGGAAUGCGCAGUAACAUGAAUGAGCCCGACUACAUCAGUCAGGACUGGCGAGCGGGUGGACGCCGGGAUAACAAUGAUGAUGAUGGUUACAAGAGUCGUCGAAACUACGGAGACAGCGGGUUCGGGCGCCGCGACGGCGAUCGCGACCGCAGAGGGGGCGGCUUCGACCGCGACCAGCGUGGAGGCGGCGGAUUCUCACGCGAUGAGGAACGCGACUGGACGCGGGACAGCAACACUAGCUGGCGUGAUCGAGGUGGCAGUGACCGUGACCGUGAUCGAGGUGGUGACCGUGAUAGGCGGGGCGGUGGCGGCUUUGGCGGUAGUCGCGGAUUUGACGACAGGAGAGGCGGUGAUCGGGAUGACAGGGACAGGCGGGACAGGGGAGGUGGUGAACUGUCGUGGAAACGGGACACUAUGACGCCCUCAUCGCAAGAACCGAGUGAAGAGCCACGCUCGCGACCCAAGCUGGACCUGAAGCCGCGGUCGGCGGCGCCGGUGGAGAAGGAGGAAGGGGGUGGUGGUGGUGGUGCGUCGAUCUUUGGCGGCGCCCGGCCAGUGGACACGGCCUCCCGCGAGCGACAGAUCGAGGAGCGACUCGAGAAGCAGACUGCAUUGGUUGACGAUCCGCCAAGACGGAAAGGAGCUGAUUCGGACAGAUGGGAGCGCGGAAGGGACAGAGACAGAGAUAGGGUUUACAGCAAGGAAGACAGGAGCCGAGACAGGGAUGGCGAAAGGGAGAGGGAGAGAGACGAGGACAGGGAUGUAGAGAGGGAGAAGGGUGGUGGUGGCAAGCCUGCCUUGGCCCCUGCUCCUCCCCCCUCUACCAAUGCCUGGACUGCGCGUGCACAGAUGGCCGCCAAUCAGCAUUCUGCGGACAACGGCCGGACGAGUCCGAACGGGUCCGAGGAUGAUUCGAGGGGUGCGGCCCCCGCCCACGACAGCGAUGCCGCUCCCAAGAAGUACCAGCCACCCCGCGGGGGGCAGCAAGCCGCCUCUCGUCGACCUCUACCGCCUUCCGAUGACCGCAAUAAAAGUGGAGGCCCUCAACCAAAUGGUGGAAGAGCACCCGCCUCUGCUGCCAUUGGUCAGAAAACAACCAAUCACAGCAAAGCACCAGCCCAGGCACCGCCGGCUACCGCCAAACCCAUCAGGGAAUCAAGAAAAGAUGACAAAGAUGAAGCCGCCAGAGUGCCAAAAUUCCAAGAACAGAAGCCUCCUAAUUUUGUCGGCUCAAACAAGUACGCAUUUUUGGAGGAUACAAACGAAGCGGCUGCUAAUUGACUUGAUAUCACUGAACAAAAUUAUAGUCAGUUAUUAUUAGAUAAACAAGAAAAUGCAUUGACAACGCAAUUGUCAUAGGUUUUUGUUCAAGAGCAACAUUAUGUCUUCUUCAGAGCUAGAGACCUGAGCUAGAUGAUCCAAACCCUUCAACUUUUUCUCUUCCAUUUGAUAUGUUUUUUCUAUAAUCUUUAUUUCCCACACUACAUGGAACUUGAAGACUCAGAAAAUUGUUCCUUAAAUGAUAUUUGAACGAAAACUAUUUUUCGGACGUGGUCAAUUACCUGUAGAUGUGGAAACAUUUCAAUUAGGCUAUUAUAAAUUAUUAAAAUACAAAAAGCUUUGAGGAUUUCUAUCUGGGCUGCAGAGAUGUUGUCUGUAUUCUAUUGAUGUAAAUGAGGCUUAACAUGUUGUAUGUAGGUACCUACCUACUUUUUAAGUUAUUUUUUUCAUAAUUCUUCCUUCUAUCAUCUAUCUGUGUCUCUUGGCCUUUUUUUACUCCAUCUUUUUCAAGUUAUUCAAUAAUUGUAAGGUGUAGUAUGUUUACGGAACAUACAUUCAUCCUUUCUUCCUUUUUGUAUUAUUUUAUUAAUUCCUCCACUAAUAUAGGUAGCACAAAAAAUAAAUGCUAUACCGGUAUAGGAAAAAUUACUAGGAAAUAAAAGGUGCAAAUACAAUACUGAUUCUAGCUGGGAAUAGAUUGGUGUCAUUUCAGUUGUGAUUUUAUUUUUAUUUUAAAACUCGGAGAAUAGAUUUGUUUAAGAAUUAUCAAACAUUUUUUGUCUUAACAGGUUUCAAAAAUCAUUUAUAUAAUAAUUGUGAGUUCAAUUUUUAGAAUAUUAAUAAAUUACCUUAUUAAUUUAAAUAAUAUUGCAAAUUUAAACAAUCAAAUAAUGGCAGAACACCAUUAUUUUAAAAUUUGUAAUUUUUUCUAUCUCGUUUUGAAUUUCCUUCAUAGCUGGAAUCACAAUACCUAUGGAUACUACUUACAAAUUGAGGCUAGUCUAUGAUUAUAUAAAUAAAAUUAUUUAAUGAUUGUAAAUAAAAUGAAAAGUGGAGCUCUUCCCUCUAUUCGAGGUUGGACAUUAUUCAUUUAAUGUCAUUAUCGAGUGCAUUCAGAUUAAUGAAACUUUAAUUCAAACAUAUUGCCUUAUCUUCAUCAUUUCAGAUUGACUAAACAAUUGGUUAAAUAACUUGGUACCGUACAAUUAUAUUUUUCCAUUUUGAAUUUUAUUUUAGUUCUCUACACCUUGCAAUUUAUUUCCAAAAUGUCUUGGAAUGCAAGGAUUAAUAUUCAACUUAUUUCUACUUUAUAUGCUUAUAGCGUGUAUUUAUAGGAAAAUUGAUAGUUCAGUUGCUAUCUAUCGAGCUCUUGAUUGUUUUGAUUAUAUUGUAAAUCAGACGACUGAUGAAUAAAUUAAUAAUUUAUCUUCGUACAAUCAAAGUUUGUACAAGAAAUCUUGUCUGAUAAAUAGCUUGUGAAAAAUGUUUGAGAAGCAAAGCUUUUGUCUGUACAUUUUGUAUGUUUGUAUACUAUAAAUAUAUAGAUAUUAUAAAUAAAAUUUAUGACUUUGA
This is a messenger RNA of Nilaparvata lugens (brown planthopper), 3402 nucleotides long. RefSeq names its product eukaryotic translation initiation factor 4B (gene eIF4B). Gene Ontology annotation, molecular function: RNA binding. Lineage: Eukaryota; Metazoa; Arthropoda; Insecta; Hemiptera; Delphacidae. Bases 67 to 1830 code for a protein of 587 amino acids. The transcript has 11 exons. The record is from RefSeq and is a predicted model, not a curated record.